This is a messenger RNA of Perca fluviatilis (European perch), 1798 nucleotides long. RefSeq names its product 1-acylglycerol-3-phosphate O-acyltransferase 4 (lysophosphatidic acid acyltransferase, delta) (gene agpat4). Gene Ontology annotation, molecular function: 1-acylglycerol-3-phosphate O-acyltransferase activity. Bases 256 to 1545 code for a protein of 429 amino acids. Gene Ontology annotation, cellular component: endomembrane system; mitochondrial outer membrane. Lineage: Eukaryota; Metazoa; Chordata; Actinopteri; Perciformes; Percidae. The record is from RefSeq and is a predicted model, not a curated record. The transcript is spliced from 9 exons.
ACGGCUCAAUAGCAUCCUGGGGUCCAGGCGUGGCUUUCAGAUGGGUGUGGUUCCUUGUGUGGGGAAGUUUUAUUUGUACUGUAGUUAGCCGACUGGCAAGUAGGCUACACAUGUUGAAUGAAUGUGACAUGAAUUUAGAGUGAGAUUCAUUUAAAGACUGGUGUUUUUUUUCUUUACUUGUCAUCUUUGAAAGGUUGAAGGUCUCUGAGGCAGGACAGCUCUGUGAUCAAGGUAAAUGUCAUAGGUUGUCUUAGAAUGGCCCUCUUGCAGCAGCUGAAAUCCCAGUUUGUGUGCCAGAUGAUCAUCUGGUAUGUGUUCCUGGUCAGCGGCCUCAUUAUCAACCUGUUGCAGAUCUGUACUCUACCUCUGUGGCUGGUCAGUAAGCAGCUGGCCCGCAGGAUCAACAUCCGACUGGGCUACUGCAUCAGCAGCCAGAUGGUAGCUGCUCUGGAGUGGUGGUCUGGGACAGAAUGCACGCUCUACACAGACCCAAAGAGUUAUCCACUGUAUGGAAAUGAGAAUGCAAUUGUGGUUCUCAAUCACAGUCAUGAGAUCGACUUCCUGUGUGGCUGGACCUUCUGUGACAGAUUCGGAGUUCUUGGGAGCUCCAAAGUGUUAGCCAAAAAAGAGUUAAGUUAUGUACCUGUUAUUGGCUGGAUGUGGUACUUCCUGGAGAUAGUUUUCUGCAAGAGGAAGUGGGAGGAGGACCGAAAGACGGUGGCUCAGAGUCUUCAGAACCUGCGGGAUUACCCAGAAAACUACUGGUUCUUGCUUUUCUGUGAAGGAACACGCUUCACACCAAAGAAGCACCAGAUUAGCAUGCAGGUGGCUGAGAGCAAAGGUUUACCCAAACUGAAGUAUCAUCUUCUGCCCAGGACCAAAGGAUUCUGGAUCACUGUCCAAAACCUCAGAGGAACUGUGGCAGCUGUUUAUGAUUCCACGCUGAACUUCAGAGACAAUGAAGCCCCAAACUUGCUCGGAAUUCUUAAUGGGAGGAAAUAUCACGCAGAUUUAUAUGUGAGGAGAAUCCCUCUGGAGCUGAUCCCAGAAGAUGAGGCGGAGUGUGCUGCUUGGCUCCACAAACUCUACCAAGAAAAGGAUAGCUUUCAGGAGCACUACACACAAACAGGGCGUUUUCCUGGCCCCAUAGUGAGCCCUCCACAGCGACCCUGGGCCUUGAUCAACUGGCUGUUCUGGGCCUGCUUGCUCCUCUACCCACUGGGCCUGCUACUUGCUCAACUGAUCAGCACUGCAUCGAUAAUGACCAUCUUAGCAUCUGUGGCUCUCUGCUCUGCAGUUUCAGUGGGAGUUCGCUGGAUGAUUGGCCAGACUGAGAUCGACAGAAGCUCAAGCUAUGGGAAUAAAGAAGUUUCCUCUAAACAACAACUAAAGACUCCUGACCUGCUCAGAGCUGCUUCUUUGCAUAGAUACUUAUAUGCAAGCUGUGUAAACACCCAUCUGGCAGGACUGGUCCAGCAAGUUCAACCUUGUUUCAAAGCACAAUGCAGUCUCAACUUAAUGCUAUACAGCAGAAGUUCAAGAUAAGAUCAUGAAACUGGAACAUGGUGGACAGCUUCGUUUGGUAAACUUAUGAUAAGAAUGUAAGGCAAGAUAAAAUAUUCUCCUUAAAUCAGAGUGUAAAUAUUUGAAUACAGUGAGUCAAGACAAACAUUUCGACUGGUAACUAAAGUCAACUUAACCAAGUAUAAAAUGGACUACCUCUUUGAUUGUGAUGUAAAGCAUAAAUGGCAUUUCUAAUCUCAUGUUGGAAGAAAAUACACAUUUCCCUUUUUUUAAA